Messenger RNA from Aspergillus tanneri, 1629 nucleotides. Its product is annotated as snoRNA-binding rRNA-processing protein UTP15. Gene Ontology annotation, biological process: rRNA processing; positive regulation of transcription by RNA polymerase I. The record is from RefSeq and is a predicted model, not a curated record. Gene Ontology annotation, molecular function: protein binding. Gene Ontology annotation, cellular component: nucleolus. The coding region runs from base 1 to 1629 and encodes 542 amino acids. NCBI's taxonomy places the organism in Eukaryota, Fungi, Ascomycota, Eurotiomycetes, Eurotiales, Aspergillaceae. The transcript has a single exon.
AUGGCUGCCCCAGUACUCCCUCUACAGCAGGUCAAGCUACCUGCGCUGCCCUCUACUCGUUUAACUCCGGAGCAGCAAUACUGGAGGACAUUCAAGAACCCUCUUUUGAUUCCAUCUCCGGCCAACGGUCCCGUCAAUUUCAUCACUCAGCCAUCCGCUCCAUCGUCCGCUUCGGCCUUUCCCUCCCUCACUCAGCCCCCCGAUAUCUUCACCGUGACCACCGGUGCCCGUGUCCAGAUCUACUCCAUUCGCACCAGGAAACUUCUACGAACCAUCACGCGUUUCGAUGAUACCGCUCGGGGUACUGACGUGCGUCCCGACGGUCGGGUACUUGUUAGUGGUGACGAUACCGGCACUGUACAGGUGUUCGACGUGGCAUCGCGAGCUAUUCUUAAGACAUGGAAGGAGCACAAGCAGCCGGUCUGGGUCACUAAGUUCUCUCACAGCGAUGCGACCUCCCUCAUUAGUGCAAGUGAUGAUCGGACCGUGAGAUUGUGGGAUCUGCCGAGUGAGAGCAGCGUCAAGACAUUUGUGGGCCACACCGACUACGUGCGCAGCGGUGGAUUUAUGCCAGGAUCUAUGGCAUCGUCGGGUCUCCUGGUCUCGGGCAGUUAUGACCGCACCGUGAGGUUGUGGGAUCCCCGAGUGGAGGGUCGAUCAGCGAUGACAUUCAAGAUGGGUGCCCCGAUCGAAAACAUUCUGCCCAUGCCCACGGGGACGACGGUGCUUGCAGCGGCGGAUAACAAGAUCGCAGUGCUUGAUAUUGUGGCGGGUAAGCCCUUGCACAUGAUCCAGAGCCACCAGAAGACGGUCACAGCGUUGGCCUUGGCCUCCAACGGCGAGAGACUGUUGAGUGGUGCUUUGGAUGGUCAUAUGAAAGUGUUUGAAACGGCGGGAUGGAAUGUCGUGGCUGGAGCCAAGUACCCAUCGCCAAUCCUGUCUCUGCGCGUUAUUACGUCGGGCAUGACACAGGAAGACAAGCAUGUUGCCGUGGGAAUGCAGUCCGGUCUGCUGGCGAUCAAGACCCGGCUUUCGGGACAGCAGAAGGUGCGGGAGCGGGAGCGGCGGAAGGAAAUGCAGGCCCUGCUGGAAGGCAAACUGGACGAACAUGACCGGAAGGUAGCCAAGCAAAAGAAACUGCGUGGCUCGGGCUGGGAAAGACGACUGCGUGGACGCGAUUUCAUCGGGGAGGGCGUCGACAUUGUGAUCGAGGGCCGGGAUCGGAAGAAGCGGAAGAAGGAGCAAAGUUGGGAACACGACCUGCGCAAAGCGCGGUAUUCGGCCGCUCUGGAUCAAGUGUUAGCCUCGGCCGACAGGACGGCGCAGCUUACACUAUUCACAGCUCUACGACAUCGGUCCGCGCUGCGGGCGUCGCUGCAGGGUCGGGACGAAGAGACGCUGCAGCCAGUGCUGCAGUGGGUGCACAAGAACAUCCGGGAGCCACGGCUGGUGAAGCUGUGUGUGGAGGUGGCGAUGAACGUGCUGGAUAUAUACUCAGGGAACCUGGGACAGUCGGCGCAGAUAGACAGGAUGGUGGAGCGAUUACAUCGACGAGUGCGCGACGAGGUGGAAAUGGCGCAUCAAGCGUGUCAGACGCAGGGGAUGCUGCAGAUGCUACAGGCGUUGUGA